AUGUUGAUACGAGCAGUGCUUGCACUGCUUCUGGCCGCCCUCGCUUCGGCCCACAUCAAACUUGUCUACCCGCCGGCACGAGCUCCGGCUCUCGACUUCUACAGCUCCUCGACCAGUCAACCACCAUGUGGAGUCAAGAAACCAGCGCUCGGGGACGGCGUCCGCACGUUCUUUAAGUCUGGCUCCACGAUCGAGAUGAACUGGUUCGUGGCCGUACCUCAUAUGGUGAGUACAGUAACCGGAAUCAGAUAGGCGCCGAGAGCCGUCAUUCCCGGUUGGCAGUCCGUCUUCCAAUCGGUGUCUGAUAUCUAUAGUUUAUGAUCAGGUCAAUGCCAUCCAGAAGACAGACAGCGCAAAGAGUAGUACUGUCAGAGCGGCCGACACUAAUUGGUGACCGGGAGAGAGCGACUGAUUGUGAGAGACCAAUUCGGGUCGAAUGCAUUAUGUCAUACACUUUAUAUUGGAUGAGUGAGCGAUCGGAAGGGCGGCAGAAGAACGAGACAAAAAUGACUGUUUUGACCGUUUCAUUGAAGAACGAGACGAGUAGAAUAACAGGAUUCCGAUGAUGGAUUGAGCGUCGUGAAUGAGAUAUGACCGGAUGCGGAAUGAAAUGGAAUCAGAGACCACAACUUUUGAUGUUUCAGUUCCAGUUUAUGCUCAUGAUUCUUGAACCUUUCAAAGAUUUCUCCAGACUACUGCCCUUUCUCCGCCCUUCAAUCAAUUAACUUUCCACUUCUUUUCGACAUUGUAACUGUCACAACCAUCCCGUAUUUCCGUAUGAACUAGGUUAAGAGAUUGUGCCGCUGACUGCAGGUGAUUGAUGAAAAAUUCGCGCGCCACUCGCCGCCGUCUUCUCGUGAUGACCUAGAUUUUGAAAACAGAGACAGUUACAAAACAUCAGCGUAGCCGGCAAAAAAUGAAGGAAUGGGAACAGGAGAAACUGUCUGAAGAUGAUUGAAUUGAGUGAAAUUCAGGGAGGUAUCCGGUUGGAAGUUCUCAACUCGUCCGAUGAGCCCAUCGCCAUCUUCACCAACUUCAACGAUCCGUUCAACGUCACCGAGACGUCGAAGAAAGUAGAACUGCCGCCAACUUUGAAUGCAAAGACUGUGCCAUUCGGAUGACGACGCAGGCGACGGAGUACGGUAACUCGUACUUCUUCUUCUCGUGCGCCGACAUCAACAUCGUAAAUGAGAUCCCCGACGGAGACACGUGCGUUGGAAACGGAAACCGGAUGAAUGGAGUGUGCCACUGCUUCGAGGGAUUCUUCGGCGACGAGUGUCAGUUCCAGGAUGAAUGCAAAGAAGACGACGACUGCGGAGUACAGGGAUACUGUAGAUUGGGACGGGAUGUACCGAGAAGACAGUGCUUUGUCCGACCAGCAGAUAUGGAAAGAACUGCGAACUUGGUAAGCAUCAGUGCUGGAAGUAGUUGAAUAAUGUUGCGUGUUUUUUCAGAGUCCGACAGUAUCCGCAGCGUUUCUGAUUUCGACGAUAGCCUCUACCAGAAGCGCGAGGACCAAGGAAACCAGAUUUACUGGCGUCUGCUCAAGGACGAGAUUGAGUUCGUGCUCCGUUACCCGGGACAAUCUUGGGUUGCUCUCGGAUGGAAAAGUCCAGAUGCCACGUGCGAAAUCACUGCGGCCGACUUCCGGAACAGAAACAUCGCCUCUUCCUCCUCUUCUUUUUCUCCGUCUUCCUCAACCAUCUCCUCUAUCAUUACCAAUGCCACUUCUCAGGAACAGAAUGACUCCGGAGACCACGAGUGCGGACCAAACGAACAAUUUUCCGAGUGUCCUGAGAGCUCGAGAGAAUGCGAGCACUCUUGCGAUUGGACCCACUUCCCGGAGACGACGCCGAACUGCCCAAACAGUUGCGGACAGGCUAGAUGCAUUUGCAAGGAAGGAUUCGUCCGUAUGGCCAACGACGAGGACGUCUGUGUUCCGUUCGAUUUCUGCGACAAGACUGUCGCAAACGAGGAGAGCUGUGCUUCGAACUCGACGUGGGCCAAGUGCGGAACCGCUUGCGAGCCGACCUGUGCCAACAUGUACGACACUUCCCCAUGUCCGGCUAGCUGUGAGAAGCCGGGAUGUACGUGUGCUGACAACUACGUUCGUCACAACGGACAGUGCAUUUACUGGGGAGACUGUCCAGAGUUGAAGGAAGAAAAGACUACGACCCGUGCGGCUGUUGAGACCACGCAGAGCACGAUCGACAGAAACGAGAUCACGCAGGCUUCAGAAGUACCUAAAACGAAGACGACCACUCAGAAGGCGAUUGUCACGGAGUGCAGUCUUAAUGAAACUCUCAAUGAAUGCGGAAGAGUUUGCGAAGCCGACUGUGUUUCCAUCUUCACGAGGGCCGAGUGCAGCGACUGCGGAUCGGCCGCUUGCGCCUGUCUUCAGGGAUACGCCCGUAAUCCACAAGGGCAAUGCGUGUACUGGGGAGACUGCCCGACUGACGGUUCGUUUUCACUAGCUAUUACUGCAAUCACAACUGUUCUUUUUUCAGCUGCGCCAGCCACCACUGUCGGAUCGACUGUCCCAACGACUCCUGUCCCAACUCAAACUGCUCCACCAAGUGUUAAUGGGGACGUCUGCUACGGAGAUUUCCGUUACCCAGCUGGGUGCUCUGAUUGUGAGUACAAACUCUCGUGGAACUAUGUCGAGGAAGCCGAUGAAAUCGAAUUCUCCCUGGAGACUCGUCUCUCUGAUAACUCGUGGACUGGAGUUGGAUUCAGCAAGGACGGAACUAUGGUCGAUGCCGAUAUGAUUAUUGUGACCACCAAAAACGGAAAGAUCCAGUUGAACGACAUGCAGAGCAAAGGAUACGAUCAGCCAGCGAUGGAUGCUGAGCAGAAUGUAAAGUCGAGCACUGAAGUCAUCGGAACGCACGCCAACGGAGUCUUGAGAGCUCAAUUCGUCAGAAAGGUCAACACGGGAGAUGCCACGGACAAGCAAUUCGAUGGAGACUCCUGCUGGAGAUGUUGUACCCAAUUGCCGGAGGAAAGUUGGAUCAGUACGGAAACGUUUCGAUCCAUUUGAGCACUCCUCUCUCGUCGGACAAAUCGGUGUGCAUCAGAAGUUGCACUGCUGGAAAGAAUUCACCGAAGACCGCCUCCCGACCUCAGCAUCGUCUUCUUCUGCAUCCAAGAACGUCUGUAUCAAUGAGUACCGUUUCCCAGAAGGAUGCAACGGAGACGAGUGUGAUUACAUCGCCAAGUGGAACUACGACUCUGCCAAGAAGGACGUCCGCUUCGAGAUAACCGCCAAGACUCCAGGACGGUGGACCGGAAUCGGAUUCUCUCGCGACGGACAGAUGACGAACGCUGAUAUGUACACCGGAUGGUUCUUCGACGGAAAGGCUUACAUCGUCGAUCGGUUCGCCUACGGAAGACAACUUCCAGCCAUUGAUCCAGCUGACAGACAGGACAUUUACGACCUCGGAGGAAAAGUUGAGGAGGACAUGCAGACGAUCAUGUUCCGGAGAAAGCUCGUCUCCAAGGACACCAAGACGGAUGUAUCUCUCGAUGAGUGCCACUACUUUCUUUUCCCAAUCGGAGGAGGCCGUGUUCUGGCUCGCAAGAGUUCUGACUUCACAAACCCGAAGACGCCAAUCGGAUACCACGACCAAGUGCAACCGCAAGUCUCCGCCACGAAGAUCUGUUUGUGCGAUGAGAAAGGAGUCACUGUCUCCCACGAAUCGAAGGCGCCAAUCUCGAGAAGAGUCCGCAGAGCCGCCAACCGUGUUGCCACAAGUGCGAUGCAUUGCACUGACAUGGUCGUCGGAAUGGUCUCGAAUGGUCGUGCUCGCAUCAUGGAUAUGUACUCUCCGUCAAAGGCCACUCCAAUGGAGGACACUUUCUUCGGAGGACAGAACUCGCUCACUUCGGCCGCUGCUUUCCAGGAGGACGGAGUCACCACUGUGAUCUUCCGAAAGAAGCUUCAAGCCGAAGAAAAAUGGGACAGCUCUUUUGUUCAAGGUCCGAUGACUGUGAUCUGGGCGAAGGGAGCCGACCCGCUGAACUACGUUCACACGACUGGCGGCGCUCCUAUUCAGGCUGCUCCGGAGUUCUUCGCGAACGCAAUGAAAUACCACGGAAAGAACGCAAGAGGAGUGAUGACCAUCAACUUCUUCGAGGAAAACGUCCGUCCACAGGCACCGACUGUUCAUGGAAUGCACUUAGAUAUGGACACUUGCGAGGGAAGCAUCAACCACCCAGAAGGAUGCGUCGGAUCCGAAUGCAUCUACACCAUCUCCUGGAUCAGUGACGGAAGCGUCGCUCGUUUCUCCAUCCACGGCGCGCUCGCCACAAGCCAAUGGACUGCCCUCGGCUUCUCCACUGACGGAAACAUGGCUGCCGCCGAUGCUGUUGUCAUCGGAAUCCAGAACAACGCAGUGAUGGUGACUGACCAAUUCAUGCCCAACUACGGAAGACCGGUAGUUGAUGAGCAGCAGGACAUCUUCGAUGUGGAGACCACUUACGUCAACGGAUACUUGACUGCCAACUUCUCUCGCGAACUUCACAGUGAGGAUGAAUUCGACGUGGAUCUUCAGGAAUGUGUCUUCCUCUUGUACUCUCCAUUCGGAGGAGUCAUUGAGAAGAACGGAGAGAUCAGAAAGCACGAGGCCACUCCGCUAAGAAGCAAGUCCAAGAUCUGUCUGAACAAGUGCACUGAGCAGAAGACCGCCGAGUCGACCACUACAACCGUCGCCGCGGAGACCGAAGCUGAGACCGAAGCUGAGACUGAAGCUGAGACGUCCACAACGACUACCACGACAUCCGCUCCGACAACUGGCACCACAGCCAGAAACACUGUUGUCUCGACGACCGGAGGAAAGGUUCUCAUGCCGCCGAUGCACACGAAGAAGCCGUACACUGUGUACGAGCCGGAAGGCGUCAAACGGCGUUACGGACUGCGUGUCAGAAUCCUCAACCGCGAUUUCGACGAGGCCCUCAACGACCCGAAGACUGGAUACUAUCAAGAGUUCACGAAGGAAGUCACAGAAUCGAUCGACGAACUUCUGGCCAAGAGAUGGAAGGGAAUGCGUGUUUCCAAGAUCAUCGGCUACGAAAAGGGAUCCGUCAUUGCCGAGUUUGAAGUGGUGGCUGUUGAUGAGUCUGCAAAGCCGAUGGAGCUCAAGUCCAUGGUCGAAGAGAACGCCGUCCGCGGACCGAUCGGAGCAUUCGCCAUUGAGCCGUCCACUGUGCGAGUCACAGAAGUCGACACUUCGACCGUUUCGUCCGAAGAGGACAUCUUCAACAACUGGGCCAUGUGGCGCAACAUCAUCAUCAUCGCCGUCUGCUCGGUCCUCUCGCUCAUCGUCGUUUUGUGCAUUUGCUUCAUGUGUUGUACCAAGUGCAGAAGAAGCAGCACUUAUGUGAGUUUUCUCUCAGUUCUUCUAGAAGACAAGUAUUUUUUUCAGUCCGCUUACCCAGUCGCCGAUGCUCACAUGUCGUACGCCAGCAGAGUGUGUAAGUUAUCGUUUGUGCUGAACAAAACCGAUACCAAUAUAAUAAUGUUUCAGUGGGAGAGAAAGGAGGAUUCGACAAUGCCAUUUACCAUCAGCCACAACGAUACUACUCACAGACGACGGUAGCUUCGACGAAGGUGACGUCAGCUUCUGCUGACCCGAAUGCCAACGUGGAAGGACCGCCGGGAGGAGUAGGCGAGACCACCUACGCAGAGUGGUAUUCGAAGGUGAAUCGGACGAAUCUUUUCUGCAAAAAGCAGUUAUGAUGUUCAGGUCGGGUCGAAGCCAUCGGUCCAACAGCACGAGGAAGUGCCUCCACAGCCUCCAGUCCAAUCGCGACCUCCCUCCACCACUCCAUACGUCUCCUAUCCAAAUGAUCCAACUGGGUAUUACACGUUAGGAGGACGUCAUCGACAGAAUUCUGGCUCAAACAAUAAGUACGCCACCAAGUACUAG
Messenger RNA from Caenorhabditis sp. 36 PRJEB53466, 5927 nucleotides. Lineage: Eukaryota; Metazoa; Nematoda; Chromadorea; Rhabditida; Rhabditidae. The record is from the annotation of a GenBank genome assembly.